UCCCAUUUCCAAAAGACUCAUAUCUGUCAAUGGGUUUGCUCUCUGCGUCUUCUUCUUCUUCUUCUUCCUCCUUGCCCUUGUCUGGGUUUCCAAUCUCCACGCAGAGACUUAUUUCUUCUUGGUUGUCUCAGAGAAAAAAAACUAUUCAAAUAUGGGUAUUUGCUGGGCAAAACCUGCUAAGUGUGCUCAUGCUACUUCUAGCCAAUUCUCUGAAGCUACAGGUGCUUCUAGCAAGGGAAAACCUGACUCAACCUCUUCCAACCAGCAAACAACUUCAGGCGGUUCGAACAAAGCUCUUGUGGCACCAGAAGGUGGUACAUUUGUCUCCAACAACCUCAGGUCCUUUAGCUUUAAUGAUCUCAAGAAUGCCACUAAGAACUUCCGCUUAGAGAGUCUUCUUGGUGAGGGAGGGUUUGGGUGUGUCUUUAAAGGAUGGAUCGAUGAGAACACUUAUGCUCCGUGCAAACCAGGAACUGGAAUGGUAGUAGCCAUCAAAAAACUUAAGGCAGAAAGCUUUCAAGGUCACAGGGAAUGGCUUACAGAAGUUAAUUACUUGAGUCAGCUUCGUCAUGAAAAUCUGGUGAGACUCAUUGGGUAUUGUUUGGAGUGUGAGAACAGACUUUUAGUGUAUGAAUUCAUGCCGAAGGGAAGUUUGGAAAACCAUCUAUUUAGAAAAGGUGUUCAGCCUAUAACUUGGGCUACAAGAAUGCGAAUUGCAAUUGAUGUUGCUCGGGGGUUAUCCUUCUUACAUAAUUUAGAUGCCAACAUAAUCUACCGUGAUCUAAAGGCUUCCAACAUUCUACUUGAUUCAGAGUUCAAUGCAAAGCUUUCAGAUUUUGGCUUAGCAAGAGAUGGUCCUACAGGAGAUAACACUCAUGUUUCCACCAGAGUCGUGGGUACUCAGGGUUAUGCUGCACCUGAAUAUAUGGCGACAGGUCACUUGACUCCAAAGAGCGAUGUGUACAGUUUAGGAGUUGUAUUGCUAGAGUUGCUCUCAGGAAGACGAGCAAUGGAUGACGAGAAAGCUGGGUCUGCUGAAGAAACCUUAGUGGACUGGGCAAAGCCAUUCAUAGGUGAUAACAGGCGAGUUAUGAGAAUCAUGGACACGAGGUUGGGGGGUCAGUACUCCAAGAAGGGGGCUCAAGCUGUAGGUGCCCUUGCAUUGCGGUGCCUCUCCACGGAUCCCAAAUAUAGGCCUCCCAUGAUGGAGGUUCUAACCACAUUGGAACAACUACCCACAUCAAAGGAUGUUCCGAGGACUCCACCCCACGCUAAGUUGGAUGAUCCGAGGACCCCACCCCAUGCUAAGUUGGAAGAUUGUGGUAUCAGGAACAUGAAUUACCCUCACAAGACAGCAAGUGCAACCACAAAGUUAUAGGUUGUUUCCUCAUACAAAAACAGUCUCUUCCUGAUACAGAAUUAAGAUUAAACAUAAUUUCUUGCUGUUUUAGUCAUAGCUUGUGUCAAAGAUUAUAGGUUGUGUCAAAUAUUGUAGUGGUUGUCUGUAAAAACCAAACGAAUCUACAACAAGCAAGGUAAGCUCCAGUAAAUAGUUCUGUUCCUCUUUUACUUCUGGAAAUGUGAUGCAAUUGUAUUGAAUCGUAUUUGAUUAAGUUUGUGUUGAACUGCUUCCAAUGAACUCAAUUUCCAAGUAUUGAAAUUUU
Molecule: messenger RNA, 1664 nt
Organism: Ilex paraguariensis (yerba mate)
Lineage: Eukaryota; Viridiplantae; Streptophyta; Magnoliopsida; Aquifoliales; Aquifoliaceae
Source: the annotation of a GenBank genome assembly